Molecule: messenger RNA, 13772 nt
Organism: Anthonomus grandis grandis
Lineage: Eukaryota; Metazoa; Arthropoda; Insecta; Coleoptera; Curculionidae
Gene: Bruce
Product: baculoviral IAP repeat-containing protein 6
Exons: 43
Coding region: 174-13409 (4411 amino acids)
Biological process (GO): apoptotic process; negative regulation of apoptotic process; regulation of cytokinesis
Cellular component (GO): nucleus
Molecular function (GO): ubiquitin conjugating enzyme activity; cysteine-type endopeptidase inhibitor activity
Source: RefSeq, a predicted model, not a curated record
CUGUCAGCGGCUGGUAUCCUUGAAAUUCCUCUGAUAAUUUUUCGUUUCCCCCAUUACAAUCAAUUUUACCCAGAGGAAAGAAAAACAUAAAAACGUUCUUAUUUGAGUGUUGUGUUCGCGUUCUCCGGGAACAAUUCGUAACCACGGAAUCGACAAAUGUCUUGUGAUCUUUGAUGGCGCAAGAUGCGUUUGCCGCAAUGGCCGAGGAACCGUGGACGUUGAACGAAGAUGGUUAUUUAAAAGUGGACGCGGAUAUAAAGGAGAUCACCUACCAUCCAUCCCUUAAUAUUAUUAUUAUUUGUACCCGUAGCGGGAUCGUGCGGGUGUUGGACGUUAAUUCCGGCCUUAUUUUACGGUCUACCGAUUUAGCAGCCCAAAAUGCCACAGAAAUCAAAUGCAAAUACAUUCCGACCUUAGAUAGGAUACUGUUCUGUGAUGGACUGGCUAUUGGAGUACGUACUGACUAUAACGGAGUGUUACUCCUCGACAGUCUUUUGCAGAAAGUCCAGCCGGACUGCAAGGACAACAUCACCAUUGAGCUCCUCCUAUCGGAAGCCAUUAUCCUGAAACAGAGCCUGAGUGGUGCAACAGUGGCUUGUGCAGAAAAAAUCGUCGCCGAACUGGAAAAGGAGAUCAUCGAAGCUCAGAACGCUAAUAAAAAGGGCAUUAAGGCACAAAAAUGGACCAUUGCCAGUGUAAAUCUGCCAGUGGAGGACUUAAAACUGGCCACUUCAUCGGUGGUAUCGGACUUUGUGAUGAAGAAAAUCCAUUCGUCGGAGCUGCAAGUCGCUUCGGCGGUUAAAGAGAGAAUUUCCGAAAUUUUAGGGGAGCAAACGAUGGCGACCGAUAGGAAAAUGAUGGCGAGCGAGGCCCGGCGAAGGGAAACGUUCUCGCAUUGGCCCCACAUGGACUACAAGUGGGCCCUGCCGGAACAAAUGGCCCAGGCGGGUUUUUACCAUGAACCGAACUCCUCGGGAGACGACCGGGCGAUGUGUUUCACUUGUUCGGUUUGUCUGGUCAGCUGGGAGAGAUCGGACGAGCCCUGGGGCGAGCACGAAAGACACUCGCCCACUUGUCCCUUUGUUGCCGGCGAAUAUACGCAGAACGUGCCCAUGUCGGUUACUAAAGCCACUGCUCCAGCUAUAGACGCCACUUUCCUUGGUAACCCGGUGCAAAUCCUCGGAUGCAGCACCGUACCCAAACUGUUUCCCACUUGUACAAAGGACGGACUCAUAUCAGUAUUCGAUAUUUUAGGCAAAAUUAAACGUAUUUACUCGUUUUACGUUACGCAGUUCGACACGCAUAUUUUGGAGAAGUUUAACCAAGAUUUCGGGGUGGCCGGACUGUGGAUCGACGAACGAAAAGGGUCAGUUGAUAAAAAAGUGACCGCCCUGGCUAUUGUGAGCGAUAAAUCAAGCGUGAACCCCUUGAGACCCGCAGUCGUGUGCGGGAUUACCAUAUCUAGGACACUAGGAAAAUCUGCUCAAGAAAACAGUAACAUUUUUACCACUGAGCAACCGCAACCCGAGCUCGAUCAACCGCGCGCCACACCCGUUUCGGAAAUACCAGAUCAUCAUCAGGACCGUCGCCGUCUCUACCUCGUCGUCUACGAUUUCACCUACAGCAAGGAAAACGAGGAGGGAUCGGGGGGCGAGAGCGACAAAGAGAAAAAACAACAUCAGGAAGGUAAAAAGAGUGAUACGGUCGCGGAGUUAGAGAAUCAGUUACAGCAGCUCGAUGAUUGUGUCGUGUUCGAUCCGCUGUCGAACAUCCUCGACACAAUCACGCCCGGCGAAAUGAGCAACAACGAAGAUUAUUCGUUGCUCAAAGAGCUGACGUCAUUUUACAAAACGUUCAUUCCAGGUGAAACCGACGCAGUAUUCCUUCCACCAUCCACCACCCCUGCACUACCACCGACCGCCAACACAAACCCCUCGACUACACCAGGGAAAAAACCCUUCCAGCACACGGGCCCCAGACUGUUAAGCCUCGAAAAGAACAAUUUCACGGUAGACUCCUCGCCUACGCCGUAUUUCCAAACACCCAACAAUUACAUCCAUUACACCACCUACAUCGAGGGUUCGCUACUAUUAGACCCGACCAAUAACGAACCCACGACCAUUUCCGAUCACAUCGUCGAACUGAAAAACAACCAAUCGAACAAGAAACUAAACUACUCGAGGGCGGUCCAGUGCGUCUCUUUGCCGCCCAUUUGUACCCAGUACCACGACUUGGAGAUAAUCAGUAUUUUACCGUUACACGACGGCGAACAUUUAUUGGUGACCGUGUGCAGCGAAACCGAAAAUAUCAGUUUCCUAAUCGUGUAUUCGUUGGAAUUGAAACGUGAAGGGGGCGGCAAAGUGGUGAAGGUGCGGGAGGAAUUGGUGGCGUUCAAGCAGUUGCCGCCCAAAGAAAAACCGACCGAGGUCGGUCUUUUGCCUGCCCUCAGUAAAUUCGGGAAGUGUGAGGGCGGCGAGGCGGGUGGACACGGGAACGCCGUUCUGGUUUGCGUAGAUGGAGCGGUCAGGAUCGUUGACUUGGUGCUGUUGAAGACGAUCGGGAUGGCCCGUAUUGAGAAUGAAAAGUUCGUCUCGGCUGCUUAUUGUAACAGUUUAGACAGACUGUGCGCCGCAACGGCCGACGGCUCUCUGCACUUUUUCGCUUUAAACGACAGCGAUAACGAAUCCGUAGGCGACCCGGAGGAGGACGAUUUAUUCGGCGUCAGCGACAAUUCCAUCAAAGAACUCUCCUCCUUGGACAAGGUCGACUCGAUCCAGUGCUUUAAGGAACCGCCGACCGUUAUAACUGACGACGACAUCAAAACUAUGCAGAAAUUGACGCACUUUAGUCCGGCCAGGUUCGGUUACAACGUGGUGGUACCGGCGUGCUGGAGCGAGUUCCAGGCGAUGCGGCAAAGACGCGCCACCUCGAUCAUCAACCCGGAGGCUUUCACCAAAACGUGGAGACUGCAAAACGACACCACCACGUGGGAGGAGCACAUUUUCGAAAUCACUCUGCCGUCCGCAGUGGUACUGGGCCACGUGGAUUUCCAUUUCACGUUACAAGGGGGCUGCACGAAACCGUGCGUCGAGGUGACCCUGUUACGGCAAACGAAGAGCGGGAUCGGCCACAACAAGGAUCAAGUGAAGUUUUCCGUUGACGAUACGGUGACGAUCGAUAUGCUGAGACGCGUGGAAAAUCCGGUCGUGUCCGAGGAGUAUUUGAGGGCGCAUAACGCGGACAUCUUGGCGGGACCGGUCAAUAUUAACAACCAUUUGGAUUUGACCGAGCAAAGCGGUACUGUCACCUUGACCAGCGCGAGGAUGUUUAAAGUUCGGGUGCGAAACUUGUUGCUGCACGUACGCGCCGUGUACGACAAAGACGACAAACGAGUGCGUCGUCGGGACAGCAAAGGAAACGCGAUCCCCGAGAAACUGUCACUGCCCACCCGGAAAAACGAGCAGUACCUCGGGUGCGACUGCAUCCACGAGCUGAGCAUCGCCAUUUACACGCCGGCGAACAAUUCGCAAUCGCCGUACGAGAAAACUUUAAGGAACCUAAUGUUGGACUCGAACGUGUUCAUCCAGUCGUUGGUACUGACGGCGUGCGAUAGCGACCGCAGCGCGGUGAUCAAGAACGUGCUGGACAUUCUCAAUUGGAUGGCGGCGAUCCGAUUGGUACCGAAUCGGGCCGGUAACGGGGAACCGCUCAACGAACAAUUGGAGUUUAUGUUCAUCAGCGCUAUCGGGGACAAUUUGAGCGGACUGUUACGUAAAUGUUUGCUCUUGGGGGGUCGCAGUAUCGCCCAUAAGUGUAUGUCUUACGUCAUGACUUGUAUACGGGGUGCCAACAACAUAAACAAAUCAAUCGGUGACCAUUUCCGUAACUGCGUCCUAAAUUCCGUAUUGAAGAUCUUGGACGAGCUGAAAUCCGUUAAAUCGGCCGCUGGACUGCACUGGAUCCUCGCCUUACUGCUGCAAGUCACCAGGAAGGAAAACGAACCGGAGGUCAUCAGUAAAUGUGCCACUUUACUCAACGAGGUAUCCGAGGACCUACGCUCCCGAUCCAACCCUUACCACCUACUAUUACGCAGCAGAUACGGCCUGUAUGGUCUCCCAACCGAACCGGAACUCUUCGACAUCGAACCGCCGCCCUUUAUCAAAGGAUCCAGCGCGCCGCCCUAUACGUUCGCCGUCUCAAACGCGAACGCUACAAACGACGGGGGCGCCAACACGAUCACGAUCGAACAACCGGCCGCCCAAGGUAAAGAAACCGGAGCCGCCGCAGCCUCCGCCGCUGGCGCCCCUUUUGCCCGAGACCCGAACGACAAGUUGAAAUAUAAAAAUAUCGCGUUCCCGAAACUGGUCAAGGGCCUGAUCGAGACCGAACCGUUGCAUUUUACCUGCGUGAGUACCAGCGACGGCACCCGGUUAGAGUUGGCGGACGCGAUGGGCGUGGGGGGCGUCGUCGUCGCGGCGACCGCGGCCGCCUCCGAUUCCGCCGCGCCGGUACUGAACAGCGUCUCGCCGAUCGUGCUGUCGCCCCAGCAGAUGGCGCCCGAGCAACUUUACGUGAAGCACAUCGUCGAGAAGGGCGGCCAGGAGAGUACCGAGUGGGAGAAGCUGGAGAUCGGGAAGAUUUUCGAGGACCCCCAGUCCCUCGAUAUGAAAAUGGAACUUUUGAAAAAAUCAAUUGAGCCGUUUUUACGACACACAGAAGUCGUCUACAAGAACUUUACCUCGAAGGGGGGCGGCAGCGGGACAUCGAGCGCGACGGGCGUCGGUUUCGCCUCGUGCUCUCAAUCGGGGGGAGGGACGGCAAAUCAUCUCCUGCCGUGGCGGCAACUGUUGGUGCCGCCCCCCCGUCAAGUUUUGGUGGUCGAACGGAUGCACUCGGGGGCGAGACGUCACGUCACCCUCGACUUCGGCAGUCCCGUUUCUUUGACGGACAUCCUGAUCCCGUCCUGUCUCGAUCUGGUGUCGUUGACGAUCGACGUGUGGCUCCUCGGCGAGGAAACGGACGAGGUGCGACUGGUCACCGCCACCGAUAUCGCCACCAAGAAUUUGUUGUUGAGCGAUCUGCAACCGCCCCCGCUCUGUCGCUACAUGAAGAUAACGUUGGUGGGCAGAUAUGGUAUGUCGACCACCAGAUGUCGCAUCCCCCUGGGGUAUUUUUACGGUCACGUGGUGGUGCUGCCCGAGGAAAACCCCAACGAGGCCUACGUGAAACCGGAUUACGAGAAACAGCUGAACGUCCUCUCGAAACUGCUGGAAGAUAUCGGCUGUAGGUACAGCCUCGCCUGUUCGAAACUGAAAGACUACUUGCAGCCGUUUCUGAUCGCCGAUAUGAAGAACACGUCGCACCUUUCGACUUACAUCAACAUCUUGAAGGAUAAGAGCUGCAACGUCAGCAAUGCGGAGCAUAAUAAGAUUUUUACGGCGUAUCAGGAAACGCUAACCUACCAGCACCAAUUAAACACCAUACGAAACGUAAUGUCGCGCAUCGAAGCCUCAAUUUACCCAUGCGAAGACCCAACUAAAACGGCCCCCGCAGUCCCAAUUCUAACUGACAAACUGUGCAACGUGGCAGAGGGCCUCCUGGAGGUCCUCUUAUCCCUGGACAGCUCCUGCGAACUCACCCAGGAAACCUGCGAGCGGUUCUUCCAAGGACUCUGCGUCUCGCAAUCCUCCAGACUGCAGCUGUUGGCGGCCGUUUUUUUGGAGAAAUGCUGCGGUUCCGGCCCGUUUUGGGGCACAUUUUUAGCCGACACCCUGGUCAACUUGUUCAAGACGUCCUGCGCGGCGAUAUUCCCGCAGGAUCGAUUGUUCGUUUUGCUGAUUUACCUGAGCAGGAAGAGUCCGGAGAGGAGUGCCGUUAUCGAUGCCGCUAUGCGGGUCGUUUACGCCACCUUGCGGCCCCUGGAGGAGAAUCGUCCGUUACUGUUGGCGAUCAAUGUGGAUUUGCCGUUGCUGUCGUGGCUGUUGAUGUACUUGUCGCUCCAAUUGACCUUUUGGAGGAACGGGAACGGUGAUGGUGACCGAUGGGAUUGGGUGCUCGGGGAGAUGGUGGGUAAGUUGGUUUAUACUAAUGGCGAUACCGCUGCUACCACUUCCUCCUCCGUCGCCACCUCUUCAAUAAACAAGAGCAAACUGCUGGUCGGAUGGCAAAAGAACCACACGUCAAACUUCAAAUCGUCGAAGUGUAAAAUCUUAAAGAAACCCACGAAUGGCGGAGAAACGAGCGGAAAAUCCGGGGAGGAGACACGCGAUCCCACUUGCCUACGCGACCUGAUGCUGGUGCCUCAGAAGACGCCCCAGUACGUCGAUCCGACCCACUGUUUGGCCGUGUCGAAGCUCCUCGUCAAGUUUAUUAUCACGAUGGACCAUUCGGGCAGUGCUGACAUGAUGUUGCUCAGUUUUAAGAUAAUCUCAAAGUUGGUCACCCUGGCGAAACUUCAACUGUGCCAACUGGUAACCGAGAGUCAACUUUUAGAGCUGAUCAAUUUCGCGUUGGCGUGUAAAGUGCCCUGGGCCCCUUUUGCGCUCUCCUGCCUUUUGCAGGACGCCUUGACGGUCAGUGGGCCGCAGAACGAAGACGAUGACGACUACGAUGAGUCCGAAGGGGUCGAAAUGGACGCGGACGGUCCCGCCUCCUCUUCCGGUUGGGGAACAAAUCAAAACGACGUGUCGAGCGCGGAAAACGACCAACCCACCGCCGACAAGUUUUACUUCCACAUGGACGAAGAAACGAAACUGAAAACGACAAAAGCGCUCAACAAUCUCGGAUUCCGGUCGCUCUCCUCCGUGUACGAAACCUCCGACGACUCGGACAUCGAAGAGGUCCUCGAGUCCUUCGAAAAACAAGUGAAAACCGGCAUUAAAAAGGAGCAAAAAACCCAACAAUCAUCGGCAACUCACUCCUGCCAUUCCACUACCGUAUCGAACGCGAUCGAUGCCCGUUUGGAAACGGGCGUGUUUCUCUCCUCGGAGAUCGCGCUACGUAAACUGACCGGGCGCAACACGCAACGUUUGUUGCACAACAUUUCCCAGGAUCAGUACAAGGAGACGGAGAACCCGUUGACCCCGUGGCCGGAGCAAGUCGGUCCGUAUCAAUCGGAAUGCGCGGCGGGAAAUUUGAAAAUGUUGUCGAACUGUUUCGACGUGUUGUUCAAGGAUUUACAAACGAGGGAGCCGAAUCGGAUCGAGCACGUGUUGCAACUGUGGCUGACGGUGAAUUGCACGAGACGUGACGAGAAGUUCGACUCGUCCGCGAUGCCGUUGGUCAAGAUUAACACGUUGAGCGUGAACAGUUUGGUGUCCGCGUUGGCGUUUACGCCCGGACUGUCUUUGACCACCUGGUGUCUCGGGUUGCAAGCCUUAACCCUGGUGUGCAACACGAACAGCAACGGUAAAAAGAAAUGGUUCGACUUUUCCGGUAUGGCGAACGCCAUCGUCGUACAUCGUGAUUUUGUACAGUUAUUCGUUAGUUUAUUGGCCGGCGGCGGCUCCACUUAUCCUGACAAAGGCACCGCCGGUCCAACAUUGUGCAAAGCCCUGCACGAUUUCCUAAUAAGACUUCAAGUCAGAUGUGAUAUAGUUAGUCAAUCGAGUAAACUAGGUAAUUUAUUUAAGACACUUUUGUUGCACGUGGUGUACCAGCUGGUGAAGCCCGGAGGGCCGAUUUCGACCAGAACCGGACCGUUGGACGCCCAGUGCAAGUUGCUGCAGUCCAUGUUGUACUUGGACUUCACCAAUAUCGACGUUAGUAUCGGGAUGAGUACGUUAGAGAGUACCGCGGUCCUUUUGAGUUCGUACUUUCUCAAUGUGGACAACAUACGGUGCAUAACGGUCGGGGAGAGCAAGUGUAGCGUAACGAGCAAUUUCGGCGAAAUAUUUUCCAGUGUGUUGGGCACCGAAACCAAUAAACAAGACCGUCCGGUGUGCCACGAAGAUCUUCUGAUCAAUUUAUUGAAAUUGUUGGGGAAACUGGUCCAGACCCCGAUUGUAUGCAACGAGGGGGUAAUAACCGACCAAGAGAUGACGAGUUCCUCGCAAACGGACGAAUCGAAAGCGGAACAAAUCCACUAUCAAGACAGCGUGUUCGUUUCGCCUUCAUCGUCGUCCUCGUCGUCGUCGGUCCAGUUCUUUGCCGAUACGGUGUUGCAACAUCAUCCCACCAUUGUGACUUUGUGCCGUUGUUUGGCCGCUUGUAAAUCCUCCUCGUUAUGCAUGUUAACGGAUUUGUCGCAAAAGUUUUUCAAUAAUAUUUCGGAACCGAACACGGUGGGGGACGCGGUAUAUCACAUUUUGAGCUUGUUGGCGCGUAAGGCCAGCCGUAAGGAGCUGAUCAUGGAGCCGCUCUUGUUGUUUUUAGGGCAGACGCCCCAGCUGAGCGAGCCCCUCGUUUGGUUCAUUUUGCAGGUGUUGGUCGGCGAGCAGGCCAUCAGGUCGUUUUACGAAUCAGGUGGUAUAUCGAUACUAGCGUCCAGUAUAGUAACGACCAGCAAUACCCCGAGUAUCAUCUCGAGAAACGGGACCAUAUCGACCGUGAUGCAGCAUUUCAACGGGUUUUCCGGGCAGCAGGACAAUCAGGUCCAUAUCGCGCCUGCAUCGGCCAAUAAAAUGUUCCAAGCCUCGGUCGAGAAUAACAAUUUGAUCAAUUUCGCUCCAUAUUGCACCAUUUCGUGUCAGAGUGUUACGUCACAGCCCGCCGACGUCCUGAUACAGAGUGUCAAUGGGGUGACCCACAGAAGAGCCAGGACGCCCCUAUGGUCCUACAACUACUAUCAGGAGGAAACGCACACCGAAUUACUGCUACAGCUCCCUUGCGCUGUACUACUGAAAGAGGUCCAGCUACAGCCGCACGCGGGCGGGCUGGCCACUUGUCCAUCGUUCGUUGCCAUAGAGACUUCGGCCAACGGUCCGUCCAGAUUGGUUCCGGCGUGUCAGCCGAUACCCACCAGCGGACUGACUUACAUUAGACUGCACCUGCCUACGGCCAAAGUGGUCAAUUGCGUGUUAAUAAGGCUGUACAAGCCGCGAGUGGGGAACAGUAUCGGGCUGUUACAGAUCAGGCUGUUGGGGACGUACGCUUUUGGACGUAGUACUAAUAGUAAUAUAGACGAGGACGAGGGGUACUGCAGUCAUAGUUUGGGUUGGCUCAGACUGCUCCAUCACUGCUUCACCGUAUCGAUCGAUCCGGAUUUGAAACGGCAAAUAAAAGAGGAGGCCUCCCGGGUGUCAAACCUGCUGGACACGUGCUGCGGCCUCCUGUUGGUCCCCUCGCACAUCUCGCCCGUCUAUUUGCCAUGUUUGGAGAAAGUUCUACGGGAGUUGGCCCUUCUUACCCCCGAGAACGGCAUCGCGACCAUAAAAAUCCUGUUGGACAACCGGCUGAGCAUCGUGGAACCGAUGAUGUCGUUGGAUAACGCGUGGCACGAUCGACUUAUGGUCAACGUGUCCGGGUAUCAGUCGGCUUGCGAGCUCUUGUAUCAGAUCUGCGAGCAUCAGGAUUCAAAUACGGGACAACGCGUAAAAAUGAUCUUGGACUGGUUGCAAACGACCGCUUGUACUUGCAUAUCGACUUCCGAUACGAGCCAAUGUAGCGCCGCUUACGUGUCGAGCAUCGCAUCGAUUCUUUGGUUCGCGCAUCAGUCGUCCACUGUCACCACGUACGAUCUCAAAUCGCUGAUCACUUUGGAGUUUUUCGAGUCGAUUUACCAGUUGAAAACGGUUACGAGCCACGACAGUUUCAAAUACGCGCUGGAUUCGUUGUUGUGCUCGUUGUGUUACGUGCGAUCCGAGUUUUUCCCGUUGCUGUUGCAAAAAAUCGGGGUUUUGGUGCCGAAUUUGUCCAGGGAUUUGGCCGCGAGCAUUAGCGACGACCGCAAGGAUAAUGAAGUAAUGCUAGAAGACAGCAACCAGGAAGAAUGGUACGGCCACCUAAUAAUCGGCGAACUGACCGAAUUAAACUUAUCCAAAGACCAACUGGAAACGGUCGCGUUGGCGAGCAGAUCACCGACCGCCAUACAACAACUCCUCGACUCCGGCCUGCCCAAACUCUUAAACAACGCGAUCUACGAGUUUUGCCAUAACAACAACGAAACGUCCCCGGUUCCGAUGGCGAAACUGGAAAAAGUCACCGCGAUCCUGCAAUUUUUCACGGACGUAUGCGACGAGAAAAUGCUGAGAGACUGGCUUGGAUCCCCGGACGGUUCGUCUUUCUGGCCCCACUUGCUCCAGUGGCUCUGCAAGAAACCGUUCAGCAGUUCCAGCAUCCAGUCGGAGUCGCACGUGCAUUUAGAAGAGGUUUGCGUGAAAUUCUUGGCGAAAUGCUGCAUGUGCCACCCGAAUAAUCAGUCCAGACUGGCGACGGUGUUGUGCGAGGUGAUUUCCAAGCAGCAGAACGGCAUUUCCGGUUUCCUGCGUCGCCUGUUGCUGCAACUGCUGUUGGAAAAUGAAAAGGUGCCGGUCAGCAUCGAGGCGGACGAGACCCUUUAUAAAUCGGCCAAGGUGGCUCAGGUGUUUGUCCCCGCGCAUCCCGCUUUUAAGCAAACCUACAAUCGUACCAUGUUGUACCUGAGCACCAGUACCACGUUGGCGGAUAUCUUGGAGCAACAUCUGAUAUUCAACACCAUUUUACCGUCGGAGAGUAAGAAACCGGUAAAGAAAGAUAUUCAGAUCAUCGAUACGGUGCAGGGUUAUCACAUUUUUUCGGUAAAAGACUUUUCGGAAUUGAGUGUGGCGGCAGGGGUGACCGCCAAAGAUAAACGGGUCAAAGAUUUGAAAAAUUGGCGCGUGUCUACCCCGCAGUCGAAGAAGAAACGUUACGCGAACGACGGUGGUGGAAGUGGCGGAAACGAGGUGAUGGAGGGAAGAUUGGUCAAGUGUUUGACGUAUUCGGAUGAGGCGCUGCCGUUGCAGUUGAAUUUGGCGCAGUUGUUGAGACUCGUGGAGGCUAAAGGGAACACCAACGAUUGGCCGUAUGUGCAUCUGACGAUAUGUCAAAGCAAAAGUAACGAAGAUAAAAUCCAAAACAAGGAGGCCGUCGAACUGAUCCAGCAACAACAACCGAUAUGCAGCGCCCUCCAAGUGUUCAGCCAAAUGGGCGGGUUGGCCCUUUUAGCCCAAAACCUUCCCACUAUCUACCCGGAGGCGGUCAGAAUAACCAGCAACGAAAAAUCGAUUUCCGACCAGUCCGAUUCCGAGUGGAUUAAGUUAGAAGAAGCCGACGACAUCUACGAGGACAUGGAGGAAACGGUGGGAGGCAACUCGCCAACGAAAACCACCGGAGUCAUUUCGCAAAUUCCCCCACACUCUUUGACCGCUUUCAGUUUGUUUUUGAGGUUACCAGGGUACGCGGAGGUACUUCUGAAAGACACCAAGAAGGCCCUGUGUCUGUUGAGGCUCUUGCUAGGGGUCACAGACGACGGAGAAGGGGGAGACAUUUUCUCUUCACCGUUAGCAAACUCUUUGCCCACGCAUCCGUUUGAGGUGCUCCAGAGGCUUUACGACACCUCUCCGUUAUGUUCUGACGACGGAAGAUUCUUACGGAGGAUCAGCUUGACCACGGGGGUGUUACAGCUGCUUCUGGCAUGCUUGGGCAUAUUGACCCAUCACGCCGGUAGCGGUACGGAUAAGGACGGGCAGAAGGAGCAAAAGAAUAAGGAGGACCGGCAACAUUAUUGGGCGAAAGGUACGGGUUUCGGAACCGGUUCGACGCAGCAAAGCUGGAACGUGGAACAGGCCCUGAUGAAGCAGAAGAAUGAAGAGGAACACGUGACGGUUCUGUUGCAGGUUUUGGCCAGUUAUAUAAAUCCGAAUGACGGAGCGGGGGAUGAGUUGAAAGGGGACGUGCUACCCGCGCAGUUUGUGGAUUUCCUUGCCAAAAGUUCCUUAUUGCCCGCAAUAAGCUCCUACUUAAGAAACGACUCGGUGCUGGACAUGGCCAGACACAUACCGCUCUACAAAGCGGUAUUAAAAAUACUACGAGCUUUGGCGGUCAGCACGCAGCUGGUCGAGCUACUGUUACCCCAAAGGUCGAAAAACGGCGAACCUUCCGUUAGUUUUUUGCUGAAAAAUAUGAAAACUUGUGUAGACACUUACGCGAAUAAAUUACGGGUCCAAAACGCCAAAGGGACGGACAAAAACGGGAAAUCGUCGAAGUCGAAAUCGUCCGGUUUUAUCGAGGAUCUGGAACAGGGCGAGGGUCUGGCGACGCUGAUGCCCGACAUCCAGAAUACGGCGGCCGUCGUUGCCGAGGUGACGCGCGACUUAAUCGACGAGACCGACACGGGCGGGGAGAACGCGUUGGAAUGUCGCAUCGGGAUCUCGCCCGAGGAACAGUAUUUGAGAAUCAUGAAGAAUUUACAAUUUGCCUCGUACGAGAUGAUCGAGGAACAACCGGACGGCUCGAUAAAGUUCGUGAUAUCGCAUCAUUUCGAGUCGAUGGCGAAAACGUGCCCGGAACAGUCGCAUCCCUCCCGAGUGAAAAGGAUCGCCCAAGAAACCGUCACCUUAUCCACCAGUUUACCGUUAAGUUAUAGCAGUUCGGUCUUUGUUCGCUACGACACCUCCAGGCUGGACGUUAUGAAGGUAUUGAUAACGGGACCAGCGGAUACUCCGUAUGCCAACGGUUGUUUCGAGUUAGAUGUGUUCUUCCCGCCUGAUUAUCCCUCCUCGCCGAUGUUAAUUAAUUUGGAAACCACCGGACAUCAUACGGUUAGAUUUAAUCCUAAUUUGUAUAAUGACGGCAAAGUGUGCUUAUCGGUAUUAAACACUUGGCACGGGAGACCGGAAGAGAAAUGGAACGCGCAAACCUCCAGUUUCUUGCAGGUGUUGGUAUCGAUACAAAGUUUAAUUUUGGUACCCGAACCGUACUUUAACGAGCCCGGUUAUGAACGGGCCAGAGGUACCCCGGCUGGCACGUCAAAUUCUCGCGACUACAACCUGAACAUUUGUUUGGCUACGGCCCGUUGGGCGAUGCUGAACCAGAUCGUGAAUCCGUGUCCGUGUUUCAAGGAGGUGAUCCACGCCCAUUUCUACAUGAAACGCCGCGAGAUCCUCGAUCAGGUACGAAAAUGGAUCGACGAACUCGAAGUGGAGACCAGAAAGGAGAAGAAGAGUCAGACGCGGACGGUUAAGAAGAACCGCGGCGCCGCUUUGGACAGUUUUAAGAAGAUAUACAAGGACCUGCAGGAACAACUGGCGAAACUGAAACCGCCUAGUGACGAUUUCGAAGAUAUACUAGAGCCGCGACAGGCGCAACAAGAAGAUGAAGAAGACGAGGACGAGGAAGAGAGUCCGACGACUCCGACCAAUAAUAGCAUGGACGUAACCAUAGAAGUACAUCCAGACCCGACUUAUACGGAGAAAGAUAUCGAAAAUAUGGUAAACGAAAUGUUAAAGUGAAUUGAUCAUGCAUUUAUAUAAAUUAAAAAUCGACGAGGCGCGAGUUGCCCCAGAGUGUUUGUUAAAAAUUUUAUUUUGUUUAAAUAUUAUUAUUAUUGCCCGGUGAUAAUAUUUUAGUAAUUGUAUGUCGAUGAUAGCCUAAGAAUUAUUGAUUAUUUUUUGUACACUCGAUGUUUUCUUUUUUUUUUUUUGAUUGUCGCGUUAGUUACCAGGGGUCGAGAUCGAUUUUGUGUCAUAAAAGCGAAAAUCGUUUUGAAUGAUUUUUUAGGGCUAUGAACUGUAAAUUAUUCUUAUUUAAAAAAAAAUGAAAAAAAUGUUUAUAACGAAAUGUGAUUUUAGAAAUACAGUUUUUGUUUUACAAAA